CGAGGACGGCCGCUUGUUCGUCAGUCAAACGGAAAUAGCCGCAAGAGAAGGUUGACGUGGAGUGCAGAAGCGAAGAAGUUUGUUGGAAGUUGGAGCAGAGAGAAAAGAGGAUAAAAAGUGGCUAUAAUUGGAGAACACCUAGCAUAAGUCGUAGUGUGUGGAAGAAGUUAUCUUUGCAAUAGAAGCAGGCAAAGAGAAAUUCUUUGCAAACGGGCAGCCAUUGGCGAGAAUUUGAUGGUUACUAAUUGUGAUUCUAUAAUUAAUAAUUGAUCGAGUUUUCCGUCUUGUGCUAAAAUUCAGUGAUCAGAGGACAUUAAUUGGCGAACAUACGGCAGAGAGGGUAGCUGAAAAUCCAUUUGUGCAGAAGUAAAACGCAAUUUAUUGAUUGUUCUUUGUUUGCGACGGAGCGGCCAUCUUGUUUUCAUCUAAUCGUAGUAGAGUUUCCCGCCGCUGCGUUGCGCUGUUCGAUGCAGAAAAUCUCAAACGAGAGAGAGAGUGCGUAUGAAAGAGACAUUAGAUGUGGUGCUGUUUUAUAUAAGCACAGGUCAGAGCGAGAGAGCAACAGUGUCGAUGGUGGAAGGAGACAACACUCACCACUAGCCGAGAGGAGUUGCUUGAUGUCGAGAAGAGAGACAAGGACACCCAGAACAGUAGCGUGCAUUAUGCUAAGAUGGUGUUUUGAUAGUGAAACGAGUAUUCACAAAGACCUGUGUCACCGAUUGAAGUAUACUGUGAACAAUAUCUUCAAUAAUCAACGGAGGUGUUUUGUUCUGUGAUAAAUCAUUUGGUAACGUAGCACUGUCACGAGGACAGUGACAGCACUUAUCACAAAAAGUCAUUGCAUAAGGAUAAAAUUGUGUGAUUGCGGCAGAGCAAAGGACAUCACCACAGCAAACGUACACAUAUUGCAUUUUUACUCGUGUAACCACAUAUUUACUACCCAAGAGGAGAGAGGAUAGUGAUUAAGGGAGCUACGCAAACAUUUACAUGUUCACGUGCGGCAAUUCCAAUUAUUCAUUGAGCGAAUUGCCGUGUUGACAUUGCCUCGAGAAGGAAAGACUACAGACAAGAAGAGUACAAAGCGCAGACAAGAGAUUCAGGAUGACAAAUUCGCAGAACAGGCCCAGCAGUGGUGGCAAUCGCUACAGUGGCGGCGGUCAGUUCAGUCCGUCGCAGCAGCAUCAGCACACGAAGGCGCCCCAGGGUCACGGGGGCAGUGCCUCCGCGAUGACGCCUGGCCAGAGCAAGGGUGGCGCGAGCGGGCGGAAGCCCAGGAGCCAGAGAUCACCGAGCGGAACCACCUACUUUGCGAGUCAGUCCACGCUCUUCUUCACGCCCGUGAAGCCCAAGAAUCCGAGCAGUCAGCCAGUGACACCGAUGGGGGCGCAGAUGAGCUCGUCGCCGCCAAACUUGUCGCAUUUUGCCGGCAGCAAGUGCUACGAGGCGCCGGCCCCGACGGCUCUUCCCCGGCCCCCAGACCACUGGAAGGUGCCCCCGGCCAAGGGGUUGCCGCGCAAGGUGACCACGAUCGCGACGUCGCCCAGCAAGAGCUGCGGCGGCGUGUUGAGCGACGCCAAGAGCGACAUUUUCUCGCACAACCUAAAGAUGCUGCUCAAUAUAAAGGCCUAAAGGACAAAUUCAUCAAGCUGUGGACAUGGAUAGUUGUAAGACGUGAGCUUAGAUUGUAAGAAUGGACUGGUGAGAUAGAGAGAGAAAGAGAGAAAAGAGCCAAGAUACGACAAGUGCAGCCGUUUGACAAAGUAAUUCUUCUUUUAUUUCUGUUCCAUACAACAUACAAAAUAUUUCUAUCUUAUAUAAAAUGUAAAUGAUAUAAUUUUUAAUUUUUAGUAAGUGUUUACCAUUCAAGCGACGCAUGGAGAUGUGUUUUUAAAUUUUUCACGAUGGUAUUUCGAGGAAUGAUUGGACUCUGUGCUCAGUGAGACUUGGACCAAUUAGUUGUGUCAAUGCCGCAGGGAAUACUAUUGUAAAUAAAUUUGAAGGGCAUAUCCAGUAAGGGUUAAAUUUCACAACAGAGAAGUAUUGGAGAGUAGAUGAAUUGGAGGCAAUUUUUAUCCAUACUGAUUUGAGUGCUUUUUUUACAUACACACAUUAUGCAAAAUUCGAGAGAAAAAAAAAUCAUGUUUGUAAAUCACUGAAGUAACUCAAUAAGUUUAUAUUAUCUUUUUGACUUUUUCUCUAUUGUAGAUCAUUUUAUUUGUUUAACACAAAUUGUGUCAUCUUCAUAGAGGGCAAAUUUCUGGAGUAAAAAAAUGAUACAACUUUGUAAUUGAAAUGAUGUUAGACGAUUUUUAUAAAUGUAGAAUGAAGAAAAGAUUGCAAAAUAACAACACAAACACUAUUUUUCUUGUCAUUUUAAGAGAAAUACUUCACACCAGUGUGCUUUUUAAACAAUGGAACAUCUUCGACAAACCAUAUUAGUGUUUCGUGCAGACUUUACUCAAUGAUUGUUUCUGAUCCACCUCAUUUGACGAUAAAGAAAAAAAUAAUGUCAGUAUUUGAAGAUAUGAACUUUUAUAGUGAUGGGAGUGUCUGAUAUAAUACAACUGGUUGAUCCUGUGAUAACUGUAUUACUUAAUAAGGACGACUUGUAACUUUACACACAUAAAGUUUGGCUGAUGGUAUUGAUAGCAAAAAGGAAAGGAAAAAAAAACCUGACAAAGAUCAAUGAGGAAGUCUGAGCCUCUAUUUGGUGCAUAUGAAAUCAAAUGGACUAAUUCCUCUUAUGACCAUUUAAGUUUCCCACUCUGUGAAGUUUUAGGCCAUUUUUCAUAGUUGUAAAGCGAAAAUAUGAAAUCCGUAGGUAAACUAAAACCAACAAGGACGUUUUGUAGCAUCACGCGCUUGAUGGAUUGCCUGCAAAAAGAGGGCAAUUUGGAUAUUUGGCGUGUUGUUGCAAAAUAUCCUUGCAGAGGUGCAUAAAUAAUUGCAUUUAUAAUGAUAUGCAUGAAUGUAGAUUUUCACACAAUUGGACAAUUUCUCAAUCAUCACUGCGCGUGAGUAGCAGUUUAACACUUCUUUUCAACAUUCCAAUGCCUAAAAAUGUAUCUUCUUAUAGUAUUUGUACAAUGAUUUUCAACCAUUUACUGAAUUCUGUUGUCCUGAAACUAUGAAACACUAAUACGCAUUCUCGAAGGAGUUAAUCUCUGUAAUAUUUUACUUUAAAAUCAAAAUUUCUCGUGUUUUUCUUUUUUCAAUAGAUUUUAUAGGCAAAUAGAAAUUGAAUGUCAUUUAUAGGUAAAAAUAAAAGUAUCACACAACCGCCCAGAAUUAAAGUCAUGGUGUGACCAAUUCUAUUGGAUAAAAAUUUGUGAAUUCGAAGAAAGUCAAACUUUAAAAAGAAUCCUUGGAGGAGAAGGCAUGACGUGUAAUGGUUAAAAAAAAUUAUUUUAAAGAAGUAAAAAUAAAACCAAGUACAAAGAUAGAAAAAUAAAAUGAUGGUAAGUGAAAAAAUUGAGGAUGAAUUUAAGGAAAAAUAAAAGAAUUGGAGGUGUGAAGCCCACUCGAUUUCAAUAAAUGUAAUUAAAUGGAUUAAGAAGUGAAAAAUUACAAAAUAGUGAAGUAGGGGACAAAAUAAUGUUGCCAUCGAGAAACUACUGACAUUCUUCGCCAAAAAAUUCAAUUUAAACGUAUUAAGGGUGAACAAGAUGAAUACACAGAAGUGGAAAAUUUAAUGUUUGCUUCAAAUACCAUUUUUUGAUGAGAAUAUUAAAUCUGAAAGGUAAACAAAUUGGCUUGUUAAGAAUAUAAGGUUUUAUUUUUGAUGAAUUAUGAUUUCAGAGAGCCACAGGUAAAUUCAAAUUUCAAUAUAAUCGCGUAUUUUUUCAGCUGAGUUUUGUCUUCUAAAUAAAUUGUAGAGUAAAUAUUUCUUUUUAUUUUUUAAAUCAAAAAUUAGUCUUUUUCAAAUAUAGAACGUGUUUCAAUACAACGUAGAGAAUUUUGUGGAGAAAUGAUGAGGAAAUUUGAUGAUAAGUUUGAAUUUACUUCUGGCCUUAACAGUGACGAGUAUAAGAGGUGUAAAAACCCUUAGUAAACCCUAAAGAUAGUUUUACAAGAGUGAAGGAUAAUUUCAAAAUAGUUUUUAAGGAUAAUAAGGUGAUAUGAAAAGAAAUUACAAUGUAAAAGGAAGAAUUUUUAUUUUAUAUGUCUUCCACGAGAACAUUUUGUCAACUUUUCUAAUGAAAUGAGGAAGACAGAUAAAGAAAGAAAGAGACAAGAUAGGAAAUAAUGUUGAAUGGAUGACAUCAAUCAGAGAGAGAUGAAAUUUGGAGGAGAAAAUAACUUGUGCAACAUCGAAUUAUGAUGAAUUUACGAUACUUUUUGCUACAGAGAUAACAGUAGAAUAAGUGAUGAAAAUAAGGAGAGGCAGAUAAUUGAAAAUUAUUCAAUUACACUUUCCAACAUUUUCGUAAAUUCACGCAAUUGUAGAAGUGAUUGAUGGAUAAAAAGAAAUAACUGUAGAAGAAGAAAGAAGAGCAUAAUGCGGCGAAGAAGAUGAAGGAGAGAAGAAAGUAAAGAGAAGAUUUUACUAUGAACAUAAAAUACAUUUCAAAUGGUGUUUUAAAUGUGAUUUGAAAUCCGUGUAAAAUUUAAUAAUAUGCAAAAACAGAAAAAUGGUAAUGUAAGAAAAAUCCGUGUAUAUCUCUAAAAAUAGAAAUUCUCAACCAAAAAUUACUGUAGAAACUGUACAUUUACUAAAAAGUGAAAAAGAGGAACAUAACCGAAAAAUUGCAAUAGUUCAAAUUUACUUUCUUCAUCGAUGUAGAAAAAAAAAACAUGACUUUUUCUUAAAUGAUAUGCAAUGUAUUUUUGUUUAUUUUGUUGUGCUCAUCAAGUUGUUUCCCAUUUUUAUUUUCAAGAGAUAUUUUUUAUUAUAUACUUAUGUAUAAUCAAAGAUUGAAUUUUGCAGUAUGACGAAGAAAAUGAUGCCAAUGAGUUAAUCAUAUACGGUCUCUAAAUAUUAAUCCACACCAAUAGUAUUUUCUUUAAAUUAUAUUUUCCACUGACAAAAAAUGUAAACGAUGAGCGUCAAUUAUGGUUGAAUUUUUCUGGACUAUCAUAACAUAUAAUGGAAAUUUUACAUCAAUUCACAAGAAGCAGAUUAAGAAAAAAAACUAUAGAGAUUAAAUAAAUGUGAAGCAACAAGCAUAAAUGAUUGAGAAAUGUGAUUUCAAAAAAAUUGAAAAAGAGAUGAUUUUCAAUGAGAAAACAAAAGAUUACAGAAAUAAGUUUAAGAAAAGAUGCAUAUUUACUUUCAUAAAAGACAAGAAAAAAUGGAACAAAAAAAAAAGAAAAAACACCCUCAACAA
Messenger RNA from Phlebotomus argentipes, 5327 nucleotides. Its product is annotated as proline-rich nuclear receptor coactivator 2-like. NCBI's taxonomy places the organism in Eukaryota, Metazoa, Arthropoda, Insecta, Diptera, Psychodidae. The transcript is spliced from 3 exons. The record is from RefSeq and is a predicted model, not a curated record. Gene Ontology annotation, cellular component: nucleus. Bases 1102 to 1629 code for a protein of 175 amino acids.